UCACUCAGGGACACGCACCAUUGAAGAAGAGGACAUUCAUGGCGAAUAGGCGAUGCCUCAGUACUCUCACUCGCCACUGCCAGUCUCUAUUAUCCUCCAACGCUUCCCUUCAUAGCCUCAGGACUUUACCUCAUCUUCGCACCCUUCCUGCAUUUGAACCUCUCUCGGUUGUUCCCACCUCACACUCCCAUGACAUCCGUGACUUGGAGUCCAUUUUUGUAGUUCAACCCAGAUUUCUUCGUCAUUUUUCAUCCGGAAGGAGAAAUUCUGAGGGAAGUGACGAUGAAGACGAUGAGGAUCAUGACGGAGGUGAAGUAGAGGAGGAUGAGGAUGAAGACGAAGAAGUGGGAGAAAGUAGUGAUGGAGAUGGGCAAGAUGAAAAUGCUCGGGUGUCGAAUUGCUCUGUGAGUAGAUCCUAUUCAUUGGAGGAGAAGGAGGCGGAAGCGGCCGCGAUUGGGUACAAGGUGAUUGGUCCUCUCGACCCUUCAGAGCGACCCUUUAAGCAUCGGGAGGAGGCUUUUGCUGUUGUUCAGAUUGGUUCUCAUCAGUUUAAAGUGAGCAACGGAGAUAACAUCUACACCGAGAGAUUGAAAUUCUGCGAGGUCAAUGACAAGUUGAUUCUGAACAGGGUUCUCAUGCUUGGAUCAAGGACCCAAACCAUCAUAGGCAGGCCUACGUUGCCAGAAGCAAUUGUUCAUGCAGUUGUUGAAGAGCAUGCAUUGGAUGCUAAGGUAAUUAUAUUUAAGAAAAAGAGAAGGAAGAAUUAUCGUCGGACCAAGGGGCACCGCCAGGAAUUGACAAGGCUGAGAAUUACUAAUAUUGAGGGAAUUCAGAAGCCAGAAAAGGUAAAAGUUGAGAAGCCAGAAAAGGUGAAAGUUGGGAAGCCUGAAAAGGAAAUACUGGAGAAGCCAGAAAAGGAAGCAGUUGCUGCAUAAGUGGACCUCUUCAUCUCUGAUUAGCAAGACUCCAUGUCCUUUUCUUUAUUAUUAUGGAGAUCUGUAUUAGUGAGCAGUAGCAACCUCUGCCAUCCUAAAGGUUGCAUGAAGUGGACACAAGGGCAGGCAAAGGACCUACCAUCAAACAGGUAUCUUGGGAAGAUUGUUGCUGCAGGAAUUAUAGACCAUGUGGAAUGUAUUCUACUUUUUUUAAUUUGCAUAAACGUUGAGUAUUGUGGAAAGGGAAUUUUUUUC
Messenger RNA from Telopea speciosissima, 1190 nucleotides. RefSeq names its product 50S ribosomal protein L21, mitochondrial-like. Gene Ontology annotation, molecular function: RNA binding; structural constituent of ribosome. Gene Ontology annotation, cellular component: ribosome. NCBI's taxonomy places the organism in Eukaryota, Viridiplantae, Streptophyta, Magnoliopsida, Proteales, Proteaceae. The record is from RefSeq and is a predicted model, not a curated record. The transcript has 5 exons. Gene Ontology annotation, biological process: translation. Bases 39 to 935 code for a protein of 298 amino acids.